Ochlerotatus camptorhynchus is the source of this 1809-nucleotide messenger RNA. RefSeq lists its product as uncharacterized. Lineage: Eukaryota; Metazoa; Arthropoda; Insecta; Diptera; Culicidae. The coding region runs from base 1 to 1809 and encodes 602 amino acids. The record is from RefSeq and is a predicted model, not a curated record. The transcript has a single exon.
AUGUCAAACCUACCUGAAAUUAUGGAAAGAUUCUGGUCAUUGGAAGAAGAUGAAUCCACACCUUGCUACUCCGUUGAAGAAGCUGCUUGUGAAGGGCGCUAUAUCGUUCGCCUUCCACUGAAGGAAGAUAUAUUGGUCAACCUGAGCGACAACCGCAACACAGCAAUCCGGCGCUUUCAUCUGCUAGAACGACGGCUGACUCGUGACGAAGGCCUAAGUAAACAAUACUGCGAAUUUAUGGAUGAAUACUACAAUCUUGGUCACAUGGAACGUGUACAGAACCACGAGAACUUACCGGUACCGUGUUUCCAUCUUCCUCACCACGCUGUGGUUCGAGAAGACAGCUCAACCACAAAGGUCCGAGUUGUUUUCGAUGCAUCGUGUAAGUCAGCGACUGGACUGUCGUUAAAUGAUGCUCUAAUGGUCGGUCCUAUCGUCCAACAAGACAUGAGAUCAAUCAUGAUGCGUUCACGAAAGCACCCCAUAAUGCUCACUGGCGACGUUAAGCAAAUGUACCGGCAAGUACUGGUGGACAAACGCGAUACACCUCUUCUACUUAUUGUCUGGCGACCCUCUCCCGAUUUGCCCCUCCUCACUUUCGAACUGAAAACGGUAACGUACGGGACAGCCAGCGCGCCGUUUCUCGCCACACGGGUACUUAAACAGCUAGCAGAGGAUGAACGAGAAAAUUUCCCCGAGGCGGCAGAAGUUCUCUGCAAGGACUUCUAUGUAGACGACUUAUUCUCCGGUGGACCCAACGUCACUGAAACUUCGAAGUUACGAGAGCAAUUGGAUUCGUUACUGGCUAAGGGCGGAUUCCAGUUACGUAAAUGGGCAUCGAACGAAGACGCCGUCCUCGAAGAUGUACCUCCGGAAAAUCGUGCUCUACAGCCAUCCGUAGACCUUCAACCUGACCAAUGCAUAAAAACGCUGGGCUUACACUGGGAACCUGCAUCUGACGUCUUCCGGUAUCGCAUCGAGCUACCUCCCCCUGGUACAACAUCAUCACUCACCAAGCGAAUGGCACUAUCUCUCAUUGCCCAACUGUUCGAUCCUCUCGGACUGGUGGGUCCAGUCGUCACAACAGCAAAGGUUUACAUGCAGUCACUAUGGACCAUGAAGGAUGAAAACGGAAACACCUGGGGUUGGGAUGUAGAACUCCCACCGGUCAUGAAGGAACGAUGGAUCAACUACUACUCGCAGCUUCCACUAUUGAACGAGCUUAAAAUCCAAAGACACAUUUUAUGCUCCAAUCCAACGUCAAUUCAGCUUCACUUUUUUUCGGACGCAUCACAGCAUGCUUACGGAGCGUGUGCAUAUGUGCGAUCGACGAAUGCGGAGAACACCGUUAAUGUGGCUCUUCUGACAACGAAAUCCAAGGUGGCUCCUUUGAAGCAACAAAGUAUCCCACGGUUGGAACUGUGUGGGGCUCUCAUCGCAACUCAAUUGUAUCAAAAGGUUAAAUCGUCUCUUCAACUAGAAGCAAAAACCUUCUUUUGGGUCGACUCAACGACGGUCAUCAGUUGGCUACUAUCAUCACCAUCCACUUGGACAACAUUCGUGGCCAACCGUGUCUCGAAAAUCCAGUUGGGUACAGAGAAUUGCACCUGGCAUCACAUCGCUGGCCAAGAAAAUCCCGCAGAUCACAUUUCUCGAGGCAUGACCGCCGAAUCGAUUCUCAACAACGAUCUCUGGUGGUAUGGACCGCCAUGGCUGCGACGCAACGAACAAGAAUGGCCUGCACAUCUGAUCGACCCAGCAGAAGAUACAACAGCAUCCCAAAAGCACGCAAAACACCGGCAGCGUUGA